AUGAGUGAUUGCACAAUAAUGCAUCUAAAAAGUCCACAACAUGUCAAGUUGUGGCUGUGGUGCAGGCAGGACACCUGUUUAAUAGGCCCCGCCCUUCCUCAUUUCACAAUAAAUGGCUUUAAUUGCCACAUUUACUGUAGCUGCUUUGAAUACAUCUAAUAGUUGUGGCAAUGUUCUUUGUCCUUGCUAGACUUGGAAACAUGCAGCUGGGAGUCCUCACACGGUGUUACAAAAAAACGUUUGGCCAGGGGGGGAGCGUGCUGGCUGUGCCUGAUGCAGGAAUGAUAUCCGACUGGUUGGAGCAGCACGCGGGCCAACAGUGGAAGGGAGUCGACCUUGGACGCCUGACAAGGCAAUUAUCAGCGCCUCAUCAGAUAAAGGAAAGACUUCCCAUCCAGCGACGUAUAAAAGAGGAGAGGUCCUGCCUUCAACACAACCUCUCUUCUGCAUGUGAUGGCCAACUCUGCACUGCAGCUCAUCGGCUUCUUCCUGGCGCUGAGCGGCCUGGCCGUCACCAUGAUGGCCACCGUCAUGGUGGAGUGGAAGCGCCACUUUGAGGGCAAGUCCCACAGCAUCUACGAGGGCUUGUGGAUGAGCUGCAGCGGCGAGCACCGCACCACCUGCGAGCUGCACGAGUCCGUCCUGGAGCUGCCAUUGGAGAUCCAAAUAACGCGAGCGCUGCUGCUGCUCAGCAUCUUCCUGUCGGCCAUGGCCUUGCUGGUGUCCACCGUGGGGAUGAAGUGCACGCGCUUCAUGGACGACAAGGCCGUCAAGUCCACCGUGGCCCGCAUUGGAGGGGUUCUGUUCAUGGUCUCAGGUAUUCUGACUUUCAGCAUUACUUCGUGGUUUGUCAAGAAGAUUGUUCAUAAGGUCCAUGAGUCUCAUCAUCUGCACAGUUUUGAGUUUGGCAGGGCGGUGUUUGUGAGCUGGGCCGCCGGUCUCCUCACGACGGCCGGCGGAGCGUUCCUGAGCUGCGGGAGGUGCGCCAGGUCCUCGGCGUCCAGUUCUAUAAGCUCCAACCACCUAACGCCGCCAAGCCCCUCGGCGACGGUGUGCAGUCAAAAGGUGCCUGAUCACAAUCAAUGUCAUGACUACUGAUGAAUUAUUAUUGUCCAUCAACCCUUGUACUAAAACACACUUCAGCUUUUAUACUAGGAAUUAUUUUUUUUUAAAUAUAUUUUAUUUUUUAUAUACGUUUUAAAAAAAUAUAUAUAAUUGUUUUUCCUUACUAGGAUUUCUUAAAUGUACUCUACUUUGUAUUGUUGCAUACUAUAAACGUGUUUAUGUACAGUUUUUUGUGAGAAUAAAAAU
Molecule: messenger RNA, 1311 nt
Organism: Nerophis lumbriciformis (worm pipefish)
Lineage: Eukaryota; Metazoa; Chordata; Actinopteri; Syngnathiformes; Syngnathidae
Product: claudin-19
Cellular component (GO): membrane; bicellular tight junction
Molecular function (GO): structural molecule activity
Source: RefSeq, a predicted model, not a curated record